Podarcis lilfordi (Lilford's wall lizard) is the source of this 22520-nucleotide messenger RNA. The record is from the annotation of a GenBank genome assembly. Lineage: Eukaryota; Metazoa; Chordata; Lepidosauria; Squamata; Lacertidae.
AUGACUCAGAGGGAAGAAAGGCGGAGAGAUCAGGUGAGAGUUGCAGCAGGAGGAAAAAGGGAGGGAGGCAGAGAAGUAGAAGGAAAGGGGCAGAGCAGACUCAGUCCCCACGGGCACAGAGGAAAUUGCUGGAGGAGCACAGAAAAGCAAACUUUCUGCAUUUCUGGUCCCUGGUCUUUCCCAGUUUUGGAGGUACCGAUACAUCAGUGCCAGAUUUACGUAUAAGCUAAACAAGCUAUAUAUUGGGCCCCACACUCUUUGGGCCUUCAAAAAAAAUUAAAGAAAAAAACCACUGGAUGUACAUUUCCAAAAUAUAAGAUAAAAAACAAAUAAAAUAAAACCAGUGUUUUGUGUUGUGUAGGCCCCUAUGAUGUAAAUAAUGGGCCCCGCCUGCUAGCCAGCUAUCCAAAAUAUCACUGGUUUGCUCCUUUCUAUGUAUAGGGUGCCUACAUUCUGCAUGGACUGGUUAUUUUGUUAUGUGCAAAUGGCUUUAGAUACCUAUUAGGUCCAUAAAUUACCAUAUAGCAUAUAUGCAACACAAAAAGCAGCAACCUUUUGUUGUUGACAAAGGACAGCUGGACAUGUAAAGGGCUCCAUUGCUUUCAGUAGCUUAGGGCCUCGUCAAACCUAAAUCCGGCCCUGGUGCCGGUACAGCUGUUUGACAAGGGUGCAAGGGAACCUAGGUGCACCUCUGACAAGCACCUUGAAUUUGACCCAGUAGCAUAUCGCCAGGCAGUGCAAUGCCUUCAUGACCUCUGUGAAAUGAUGUUGACAAGCUGCUAAGCUCAACAUGCACAAGCCGCAGCACGCGGUCCAUUUUUGAAGGCAGCCCCGUAAAGAUCCCUUUACAGUAGUCCAACCAAGUGUUGUUUGAGGUUGCAGAAAUACAAACUUGAGGAAGCAUAAUGUCACCGUUGUGACAUAACAUUUAUUCCCUGUGACAAUAAUGGGAAUCCUAUAGAGAGUGUUUUUAUUUUUGUGUAAAAUGGAGACGUCUGAAUUGUUAAGGUGCAUUAGACAAUUGGUAACUUGAAAGGGCCUUCAUUCGGCAUUUUGUGGUCCUUCUAAAAUGCCAAACAAAACAUUGGAGCCCAAGUGGAAGUAAACAAAAUUAUAUGCAGCACAAUUGAUCCAAUACGGAGCAUCUUUAAAUUCCACUGUGCAAGAAAUGCUUGCCAUUCACUGGAUCUUGCCCAUGUUUAUUGCAGUUCAUCAUGAUUCUAUUUAAAUUUGGAAAUUAAAUAAAAAACACCACAGUGAAACACUCGAGGAAAAUUUUCUCUUCAUUCCCUUCUUCGCCGUUCUGCCUCCUUCUCUUCCAAGGAAACAAGAUUAAUGGCAUUUUUACUGGAAUCGGUCUAUUACAAGAUGAUUACAUUUAGAUUAAGGAAUGGUAGAUUUAUAGAGAACUCAAAUAUAUUGAAGAUGGAGAGCUCAUUUAAAGGGCUGGGAAGAAUUUAUGGGUUGUAAAUACAGAUGCUUUUUAUAUAUAUAAAGAAUGCUUGUAGUUUGUCAGUAAAUGCAAGUUAGAAUACAAUCACUGUUCUAAGCUAAGUUUUUCUUCAAAUGAUCAGGUCUCUUAUUCCACAUUUGGUUGGGAUUGGCAGUGUGCCCCUUCCAAUCCACUUUGUCACUUGUUAUGGGACAACCUUUUUCAUUGUACGCCUUUACAACGUGGGUGUAAAGUCUGGGUGUUCCUGGGCUAAAACUUCCAUCACCCCUGACUGUCGACCAUGGUGCGGAGAGGAAUGGGGCACUGAUGGGAGUUGCAGUCCAAGAACACUGGAGGGUCACAGGUCAGCUACCACUGUUUUAUAGAACCGGAUAGUUUCUCUUGCUGCUUGCUUUGGUAGUUGAAGCAACCCUUUUGCUGCAUUCAAGACUGGAAGCACCGAUCACUCCCGCACUGUAAAAAUAAUAAUAAAGAAUGAAUACUGGUUCCUGGUGUGGACAAGGGCUACUGACAUUUGCAAGGGCAAUGAUGUCGUGCACUUGCAUGUUGUGGACGGAGACCCUUCCUGCCUCCACCACCACCUCCGUGCUAGAUUACCAGGCAGUGGAUCCCAACAGUUCUGCUGAGCUAAGUGCACCUCUCAGCCAUGCCCCAUCUGAGGAGUGCAGUUGCUGAGCAGGGACCUACAUAGCGUGAGGUGGUACCUGAGGAACCCUUGGUUGCAAGUUGUUUCUGUGGUAAAGAGCAACAACUAUUCACAAAAUGAGCACAGUUUUGUGGCACCUUAAACGUAUAGGACAUGGGUUUUUGUGGGCAUGUUAAGGGAGGCAGGAAAAGAUAUAUUGUUUAUUAAUAUCCUUCCUAACUUGCGCUAGCAAGUUCUGUAACUUAGCAGAGUUUUACAUUCCCCUUUUAAAGGCACAGUAGAUAUAGCUGGUUGCAGGCUUGUUUAAGCCUCUUAAUAUUAGAUUCCUGGUAAGUUCCCUUAUACCCUCCUUAAAAGAAUAAACACGCCACAAUCUUGUGUAAAGUAUAUAAAAGAAGUUUACUCACAUUAUCAGUUCACAGUUGGAUCCCUGAAGGCAGACUUAAUUACAAAGUAUAUACAUGUGGAUCUAUCCCAUAUGGAGAUAAUCCCAGUGUCCUCUGUUGGCUGAGAGCUGGUUCAACAAUGGAGGAAGUCAAAAAGGAAGAGAUGGCUGCGUGCCUUGUCUUUUUUGUUACCUGGACAGGUAAGGCUAGGCCCACCUCUAGUCACAUGCAAGGAAGGAUGCUCCAGCCCAGGAGGAAACAGGAAGUUUCGACUGGCUGGACCAACAUCCCCUUGCAUGUCCACUCUAGGAAAACAAGGAAUGUUGUACUUGACUGCUCCCAGUGGAUUACAUCCCACAGUUUUCUCAGUAGUGACGCCACAACUCUGGAACCGCAAAAAGGGAGACCAUUGUCAGUAGAUAUGGAUAUUUAUGGAUAUUAGAUAUGGAUAUGGAUAGUAGAUAUGGAUAUUUAAAUCCACAACCUAGGCAUGCAACUCACUGGGCAUUAGGUCUCUCUCUCGCUUUCUCCAUGAGACCAAGCUUAGGAACUUGCCAAAAUAUGAAAACAUGGUUAUGAAGUGGACUCUAACUUAUAAUAAAUUUGUUAUUCUUUAAGGUGCCACAAUACCCUGUUGCUUUAUUCUGUAUUAUUAUUGAUUUUAUUAGUCACCAUCCAAUACAAACCAAUAUUCCAAGUGAAGCAAUAAUACGAUUUAAAACUAAGGCUGCAAUCCUAUGCCUAUUUACCUAAAACUAAGCCUUAUUGAAGUAAUGGGACUUACUUUUGAGUAGACGUGCACAGGAUUGCACUGUAAGAGUUUAAAAUACUAAAGAGAUUGCAGAGGCAACCCUCCAUCCAGCUAGCAAUAUGCAUAGCAGGGGUAGCCCUUAGUUGAAUCAGAAUAAAAAUAUUUUGCUUCUUUGUAUUUGACAUUAUGAAGCUAUCCUCCAUCAUUUUCUUCAAGCAUCUGCAGCUGCGCUCCCUAGAUAUAUUUAUCCAUUUGAGUUCACCUUGAGCUUAUCAUAUGCACAUCACCAUAAAAUGAUUGGGUUCAGUUAACAAGAUGCUUUCUUGGGUAUUAAUAAAACAAAAUGAAGGACUAGAAAUCUAAAUCAUCUUGGCCCAGAAUCUCAUGCCCUGGUGCCCAAAGACCUUACGCUGAUCCUCAUCAUUCCUGGAUAUAAUAAUCACAAACAGCAGCACCAUAUAAAGAUAUAAUUGAAUGAGUUGUUAAUGUGUGGGAUGUGGAAAGCCCUGUGAGGAAAAUUAUGAGGUUGCUUUUGCUCUGUGACUCUUAGGAGCAUUUCACAAAUAAAAAGAUCAAAUCCAUUUAAAAUAAAAUAAAAAAUUAAAAUCGAGGCCAUCACAGAAGGAUUCUGUAGUCUGAGAAAUACAGGUAGAUUUCAAGGCAAAUGUCAAACAGUAAAGCCCAUGGAACAGAUGUCACUUUUUUAAAUUAAAUUUCUUAAACUUUCAUUUGAAAACAACAUAGUUUCAUUGUACUGAGUAGAAGGACUGAAGAACAUAAGUUAACUGUCUGCUAUAAUUAUUAUAUGUACCUGUCUCCUACUGAAUAUAUCUAUAUAUCUUUAUCUAUGCUGAUGACACUCUUCUUCAAUUUUAAAAAAUGUACCUUUCUAUAUCAAGUAUGAAGCAUAAAUACAUCUUCUAUGAAAUAUAUCUGUAUCUAAGCUGAUGAUACUUUUAUUCAACUAUGAAGCAUUAAUCACUUAGCACAGUAAAAAUGACUUUAAAAGUUUAUUUGCUCAUACUAAUCACUGGUACAAUUCUUUUUAAAAUUGUAAGAUCAUCAAAAUAAAAGUGAGCUUUGUUAAAGUUCCAGUAGUAUGAAAUCUCUAAAAAUAAUCCAGAUCUAUGUGUACUUUAUCCAGUUCUAUAUAUGCCAAUUGUAGACUGCAAAAAAAUGUUUCCAGAUUUAUUAUUAUUAUUUAUAUAUAUAUAUAAUAUAUAAAUAUUAUAUUUAUACAGAUGGGCACAUCUGGCUAGUUUUGCCCAGCCACAACUGUGAAAGGAUGGAGAGUUAUUUUUUACACUAAGCCAGAACAGGAAAAAUUAGAAAUCGUGUAUAUUUCACAUCAACAAAUCAACCAUAUGCAAACUGGAUGCCACUGACAUGUCUUUUAGUUAAGCAUUUCUGUUUAUACAUUUUAUGGCUUAGGGCCCUUGUAUCUACGGGACCGCUUCUCCUGGUAUGCCCUGCAGAGGACCUUAAGGUCCAUGAAUAACCAUAGUUUAGAGGUCCCGGGCCAUAAGGAAGUCAGACUAUCCUCCACCAGGGACAGGGCCUUCUCAGUGAUGGCUCCGACCUGGUGGAAUGCUCUGUCCCAGGAGACUAGGGCCCUGCAGGACUUUCUCUCCUUCUGUAGGGUCUGUAAGACAGAGCUAUUCAGCCUGGCGUUCAAUUUGAAUUAGCCUGAUCCUCUAUUCCCUUUCCCCCUUUCCUCUUCUAUGAAGAAACCCUUUCUGGGACCACACAUUUAAAUUCUUCCCUGGCCUCCUUGCUGGCCCUAGUAGGACCAAUUCAGUCAGCUAGCCCUGGGGAUUAUCUAAUUGAUUUUUGAAUUUUAUUGUUAUUCAUGUUUUUAUUCUGUAUUUUAUGCUGCUUUUAUAAUUAAGUGUUUUAAAGUGUUUUAAAUUUGUUGUUAGCCACACCGAGCCCGGUUUUUGAACCAGGAAAGGAGGGGGGGGGAAUAAAUUAUUAUUAUUAUUAUUAUUAUUAUUAUUAUAUUUUUGCAUAUCUCACCUUGAGAACAUCUGAUGAGAAAGCAACUGAGAUUUGGGUUUUAUAUAUAUAAAUAAUAAAUAAAUAAAUAAAUAUUAAAAGAUAGGCUAGAUUAUGGCCUCAGAUUGGGGUAGAGCCCUUGAGAUGCUGUUCAUCUCUGAUCAUCCUCAGCCUGAAGGGCCAAUAAUGGAUGAUGGGAAAUUAGUCCAACAUUAUCUGUAGGAAACCACAGUGGCAAUGCUUCCCUCAGAUCAUACAGGAUUAUAAUCUGAAAAUGCUAUUACUAUAAAUUGAAAUGAAAAGUGGGGAGUCGGCUCAUUUUUUGUAAUGUAUAUGUCGCUUUUACCGAAAUUGCAGAGCUAUAUUAAUUCAUUCCAAUUGGAAAAUAACUCCGGAUAGGUAUGGAUUUGAGCAGAGACAGAUUAUGAAUUACCAAAUUGUUAUUUCUUCCUUUCUUUCGGCUGCCACCACAAAUGACAGCGGCAGCCAUGUUGACAGCCUGACAACCAUUUUGCAUCCAUUCUGUGGCAUUGUCGGGGGCGGGGGUGUUUGCUGCCAAACAAACAAAAAUGGUUUAAAAUAUUCAGGGGGAGAAAUCUAUGCGUUAGACUUCUACCCCCUGAGGAGUUUGAAAAAUAAAAAUCUCAGAAAUUUUCUCAGGGGGAAAAAACAAAAACUAUUUUACAGCUAAUCUGUAAUUCCAUUGCCUGAGCCUAAUCUCCAAUGAGAACUAAGCCUGGUCUACUUCUGCUUUCUUGUCUUAGCAGCCAGCUGAGCUACUUGAUCUCAUCAGCUUGAAGUGGACUUUUAUUGAUCACCAGAAAAAUAGAAUAUCUAUGAAGGGGGAGGACUUUGAAGUCCUGAAAUGUAGUCCAAUCCAUUUAACUGAGAGGCACUUAGACCUGCUUCAUAGACUUAGACCUUUCUGCACUCAGAUACAUAAUGUGGGAGGUGUCAGUGACGCAAAGUGCACAUCCAUGCAUUUUUCAGUGCUCUCCUUUGUAAAAUGCACAUCUUCUUGACCCACUUGCAGGCCCAGGCUGUGCGCACACACACACACACACAACCGGCUCAGAUGCGCUACCAAAAAAUGACACCACACCACUGAAUGGGAUCAAAUCAGGCUGCAACUUUUAUUGACUACAGAUGAAGAAGUUUGGCCUAGGCCAGGCUUCCUCAGCCUCGGCCCUCCAGAUGUUUUUGGCCUACAACUCCCAUGAUCCCUAGCUAGCAGGACCAGUGGUCAGGGAUGCUGGGAAUUGUAGUCCCAAACAUCUGGAGGGCCGGGGUUGAGGAAGCCUGGCAUAGGCAAUAGGUAACUGUUAUGUACUGAAAUAUACUUGGAGUCGAGAGUGGAUUUCAUGCUCUUUAUUCAGCUCAUAGUGGUGAGGAGGAAUGGGUUCCCCCAAAGUAUCUGCUUUAUAUACAUUAUUUACACAGUGGGCUGCACGUGAUUGGCUAAUUCCGGGAUUCUCCUGUAGGCCAAUCAGGUUGUGGAUUCACUUCCUUCUGGAGCUGGAUUGGGUGGCUCCUGCGGACCAACCAUACUGCUUCAUUGUUCUAGGAUCAAUCAGACUGCUGCAUUCUGAAUCCUAUUGUUGUAGGACCAAUCAGACUGCUGCAUUUUGGAUCCUAUUGUUCUAGGACCAAUCAGACUGCUGCAUUUUGGAUCCUAUUCAACUCAGUACAUAACACCCCUUCCCUCCAAGUUCCAGUCCUGACCGGGAGGUUGCGUAUUUAUAGUCCUCAAGGUACGCUGGCCACCUACGUGUGCGUUGCAGCCUGGGGUGUUCCCUGGUCCGGGGUUCGGGUUCUGGCUCAAAUAGGAUAUUGAAUAGGAUAUUGACUAGGAUCCAAAUUGCAGCAGUCUGAUUGGUCCUACAACAAUAGGAUUCAGAAUGCAGCAGUCUGAUUGGUCCGCAGGAGCCAUCUAAUCCAACUCCAGGUGGAAGUGAAUCCGCAACCUGAUUGGCCUACAGGAGAAUCCCGGAACUAGCCAAUCACGUGGGUCCCAUUGUGUAAAUAAUGUAUAUAAAGCAGACAUUUCGGGGGAACUUCCAUUCCUCACUAUUAUGAGAUGAAUAAAGAGCAUGAAAUCCACACUCGACUCCGAGUAUAUUUCAGUAACCAUUUAUUUCCGGCCCACCUGCUGGAAAUGACAUCAGGGUCAAACCAGCAGUGGGGAUUCCUAUGGCUUACAUCAAAUAGGGGGAUCCCUGCGAGGAUUGUUGCCUUUAAGUCACAACUGGACCUAAUGGUCAGGGGUCCCUUUACCUUUACCUUAUACCCAAUAGCACUAGCCCAGCUAAUAUAAAAGAGUAGUAGUAAAGGUAAAGGUAAAGGGACCCCUAACCAUUAGGUCCAGUCGUGGCCGACUCUGGGGUUGCGGCGCUCAUCUCGCUUUAUUGGCCGAGGGAGCCGGCGUACAGCUUCCGGGUCAUGUGGCCAGCACGACUAAGCCGCUUUUGGCGAACCAGAGCAGCGCACGGAAAUGCUGUUUACCUUCCCGCCGCAGCAGUACCUAUUUAUCUACUUGCACUUUGUGUUUUCGAACUGCUAGGUUGGCAGGAGCAGGGACCUAAGCAACGGGAGCUCACCCCAUCGUGGGGAUUCGAACCGCCGACCUUCUUAUCGGCAAGUCCUAGGCUCUGUGGUUUAACCCACAGCACCACCCGCUUCCCAAUAUAAAAGAGUAUUAGUAGAUAAGAAUAAUUACUCUGUAGAGGUUGUUCCUCUGGAUGUGAAUAGCAAGAGCAGAACCAACAUUCUGGCUUUUCUUAAGUGGAAAACCGCACAGUAAACACAGAAAACAUGUGCAGAGUGGGUCUCCACCACUCUCACUGCAUCUGCAGAGUGCUGUUGAAAUGCGCACAAUGUCAAUGUGUUUUGGAUUACUCGCCUGUCUCCCCAAACUGGCUGCCUGCAUCUUUAAUGCGGAAUGGAUGCCCAUCUACGUCAAAAUUGAUGUUUCUCUCCAGGAUGAACAAGGAAUGAGAUACCAAUCCUCUGUGAGUGGGUUCAUUCCUUAACCUUUACUCAGAAACAUGCCCAUCACUGUAAACAUUUCAAGAUGAGAAAUAAGAGUGUUGCUAGCUAACCUUAGCAGAAUGUUGAAUUACUGGGAUGCAUUUAGAUGGUUCCUCGGGGUUUCCCUGACUUUCCCAUCCAUUUUUGUUAGAUAUCAUGAUCUCGGGGUGUCUAAACCUGAACAACCAGCAAGGAACUGGCAGCAUUUACAAAAUGGUUAUGAUGUGUGCACAUUCAGCCCAAUCUGAAAUAAGUUAACUCAGAAUAGCAGCCGCUCUUUGCUGUUAUAGCUGACUUUCUUUUAGGGUAAGAAAAUAAAGCAGAGAGAAAGACAAGUUCCUUACCAAAUCUUGACACCUUGAUUGCAAAUGGAAAAUUAGCCAUUUCCCACCCCCGGCAUUUUAACAUUUCGAAAGGUUUUUCUUGGCAAAGCUUGUCGCCAACACAACAGGAGAUAUGAAGGGGAAAUAUUAACUGACCUUGAUAACCAAACACCUUGGGGUGGGGGGGAUUGACUGACCAUUCAAGUGUAUAAAACUGUACUGUACAAGACAAGAGAAGAAAGCUAGUAAGACAGAAAAAGGCUGCAAAAGGAACUAUUUGGAAAACAUAUAUUUUCUAAAGUAAGGUAUUGUUUAUGGGUGAGCUUUGGUAUGUAGCUAUGUAGAGAUUUGGUAAUUUGGAGGGUGGGAGAAAUCUGCCCCGUUAACAUUCAUAGAUAUCACCUUGGCAAAGAUGAUUUCCUGGAGAAUUAAUGGCUGAGUGGCACUAAUGGCCCUGCGCAAUGCCUCAGGCCACCAACUCCCAGCCAGCAUUUAAUCUGCAGGAAACGCAUUGUGCUUUGACUGCAGCUCAGAAUGAGCAUUCAGCCUGUUAUUCUGGAAUCUCUCUCUCUCUCUCUCUCUCUCUCUCUCUCUCUCUCUCUCUCUCUCGAUAAAAGGACCUAGAAUUCAGAGUCACACCCCCAACACUCUCACCCAUAAUUUUGCAAUCAGACUCAAAAGAGCAAUGAAAAUGCACAUUCUAUGAUCCGAAUGAAUGAUUUCAAUUACAGACAUGUGUAUGCUUGUUUACAUUGCUUUUUCCCCUUCAAAUUACCAAAUGGCAGGCAGUUUUAUGGGUGAAAUAGAGAAUAUGGAGGGGGGGGGAUAUAGAAUAUGAAAGUACUAUAUAAAAAGGAAAGUAAUCUAGAGUAGAUGUUACAGUCUACUGAUCAUUGGGAGCACCACUUAGAAGGCAGCCCCCCUGGUGUUGACUGGGGGAGAUUAGGAUGCUGUGCAGACCCCCUCUCUUGUCCGCCUCUGCUGGCAGAGAGAUGUGCCACCGAUGCAGGACCAACGUUUGGUGGCCCCAAGCUGCAGCCUGACAGUGUCAAAAAGUGUGCCAACAGUAAAUCACACUGUUCAAAGUUGGAGUUAACUCUUUAUUAGCAAAAACAUGAUCUUCACAGAUUUGGCAGAGUGUCAUGCCUAAAGAGCACAGCAGUUCAUCCACAGCAGGUCUUACCCCAUCAAUCAGUUGCUGAGACUGAAAGUCUCUGCCUCCUCACAGGUGUCUAAUUCCCCUCCUCUCCAGGGCUUUCCCCAAGCAAUCAGAGACAGUUCCACCCAUUUCAGCCCUCUUCUGGUUCAGGAAGACAAGAGGAGCUUGUUUGCUGUGACUCCUGGAAACUGUGAGUAAACGAUUCACUUGUUUGCAAAGCCAGUGUGGUGUAGUGGUUAAGAGCGGCAGUCUGGUAAUCUGGUGAACCGGGUUCGCGUCUCUGCUCCCCCACAUGCAGCUGCUGGGUGACCUUGGGCUAGUCACACUUCUCUGAAGUCUCUCAGCCCCACUCACCUCACAGAGUGUUUGUUGUGGGGGAGGAAGGGAAAGGAGAUUGUUAGCCGCUUCAGAGUACUCCUGAAGGAUAUGCAUACAUCCAAAGCUCAUACCUCGUACCUCACAGUGCUGCUUCGUAAGUCUAUGAUUUAUUCUAUACUAAGUAUUUUUGCAGGAAACAUUCGUUUAAAUUUAGAUGAGGGCACAUGUAAAUCUAACCAAUGUUUCUAGAUGCUGACUUCAGAGCAGGUCACGGACAGUCUGUGCUCAACCUCUGUUAGGCUGGAGGGCAGGAAUCUUUCUUCCAACCUCUGCAUUUCCAACCAGGACAGCGGAGGGCCGCUAUCAGGAACAAUUCUCAACAAGCAGGCAGUUGCUGAAUUAUAACUGCCCGUGACAGCGGAGAACUACACAACUGUCGGAGAGACCUGAGCUCUGGAAGGUAGGCAGGGGACAUAGACUUCAUGUCGCCAUUCAGUAGGUCAUGACCUCUGAAAGCUGGCGAAGUCUUGGUCCCCAUCUAUCCAAAGCUGUCAGCUAGGCUCUGACUUCCGCAAGCAGCGGCAGCGCUGCCGCUAGUCAUGCUGGCCACAUGACCCGGAAGCCUGUCGCGCUGAGAUCAGCGCGCCAGGCUCCGCGGCCUCUACGAGUGAGCAUGCAGCGCGCAGCCGCUGCAGAGUCGCCGCAUGACUGGACCUAGCGCGUCAGAGAUCACGCGCUCAGCCUUUUGGAUCUCUUUGAAAAUCGCUUUGCCCUUCCGCUGCUGCGGAGAGCCAACUGCCAUCAUUACACAGCUGCGAUCAGCGCGCCUAAGGCUGUAGCGGACUUCUCCUUCGAGCAGCAGCAGUGGUGCCGCUGCUCGACGGAGAGUUGCCUCGCAAGCCGGAAAACUGCGCUGAGCUGAGAGCAGCGUUUCCAGGCUUUGCGAGAUGCCUCCGCAACAGCGGCAGCUGCUAUGGCGCUGCUCGCAAGACGAGAAUGUCUUGCCGAGUUCCUGCGCGGUUUAUUUCCGCGCCCAGGCUUCGCUGACUCUCCGCGAGCAGCGGUAGCGCUGCCGCUGCUCGCGGAUGAGCUGCAUGCCAAGCCUGCGCGCUGAGAUCAGCGCGCUCAGGCUCGCGAAGCCGCUCAGCAGCAGCUAGUAGCGCUAAUGCCGCUGAGAUCGCCAUCAAUGCCGGCUUGCCGCGCUAAGAUCAGAACACCCAGGCUCAGACGAAGAGACUCCCAGAGCGGCUUCUUUUGCAGCCUAUGCGAAGUCACCACUGUAGUCUCCGAAACGGAAACCCUGUGUCUAGCGGGUUUUCGUCUACGAAGCUCAUACCUGGUGCACCACUGUACUUAGUUGGCCUUUAAGGUGCUACUGGAACAUCUUUCAAUAAAUUUUAAAAAAUAUAUUUCAUCAUUGUUAUUUAUUAUGACAGACCAACAUGGCUACCAAACUGAAUCUGUACUUCUCAACAGGGAAAUGGUGCAAGGAGGAAAAGGGUUAAGCACUCCUCCACACCCCUGUCUCAUAAUCUCAAUCUGGAUUAGGGUCCCUGUGGGAUUGAUUUGUGAAAGAGGCAGUAGUUGCAAGUCUGUGGUUUUCAAAGCAUGUGUUUAAUGUGCAUAUUAACUAUGACUGAGAAAAAUAAGGUGAAUUUUGUCUUAUUGCUGACAGCUGUUGUGGUUUUAGCACUCUAAAUCGUCAAUUUAACCACUAAGAACGACCAUCAGUGCCACUUUUAAACAGUUGCCUCUGUGAUUUCUAAGGGGAAACCUUGUCUGCACUUACCUAUUAAUGUAUGAUCUGCCUUAGAUUUGGCCAACCCCUCUUUCUUAAUUAAGUUUACAUUGAAAAUAUGUUUUCUAUUGUCAACUGACCUUUUAAAUGCUAAUGGCAAAUGUAACCUCUGAAGUGUUAUUGCAAUCUUACGACUGCACUAUUAAUGCCAUCUUUGUGUUGUCAGAUUUACGUUGAUACCGUGAGAUAACUUUCUCUUGAUUCAUGAAAACCUAAGUUUCAUUUAUCAGAGUUUUAUCUGAUGCUUUGGUAAUUGUGAUACAAGUUACCAUUAUUCUUGCAAACAGCCAGUUUACAAUUUAUUCUCAAUCAAUAGAAUAACUUGCAUGCUUCUGGUAUUCUGUGAAAUUGGUUCACCUUCACAAAUGGACAUGAGAGAAAGGGGCUUGGCAUCAGUGCCCCCUGGACAGGAUGGUCUAUUCUACCAAGUGAAAGCACUCAAGGGAGCAAUCCUAUGGCAAGUGGGGAUUAGACUGGAUCCUAAACUCAUUCAGCUUGGUCAUGUGACCUGGCAAACUGGCAUAGAAUAUUUUUAAAUGCUUCUUUCCCUUCUGCUAGGAUAAAAUAUGUACUCUACUGGUGUCAUCGUAGUGUUGUAAGCCAAAAUGGCUUAUCUUCUGAGUUUAUGCCAAUAAAACUCAGAGACAAGAGGAGUUAGGAGUCCAUUGUUGUUUAUUGCAAAGCAAUAGGUUACAGUCAAAUCUUUUCGCCAAACUGCAACCUGCCCACGGGUCAGGGCGGUGGUAUUUAUAACAUUUCAAACAAAGGAUUUGAAUUUUCACCAAUCAUGUACAUCAUUACCUCAUUUCAUGUUUAAUACACAUGCGCAAUAAGCGUUGCAAACUAAACUUUGAUUCUCACCGUGAUCUAUUACAUUGUGUUAGUGUGCAUGUUGGGAACCUAUGUUACGUGUAGCCCUUUGCACCAUGUAUCAACUUACGUUCUAGCUUAUGAGCUGUAUCUUCUUGAUUUACGUCUUAGCUGUCCUUCUGUCCCAGUGGGGGAUGGCAUCUUGCAAAAUCAUCAGUUUCUUAAAGCAACAGGUUACCAUAACGUCUCUAUUAGGGGCAUAUUGAAGGAUUUAUAGGGGUUCACAUUAUCACAUUCAUUGUGGCUCUUUGGGCCACUACCACAUUAGGAAGAGUUGAGACAUCAGUGUAGCUAUUUAUUUAUUUUUAACCAAUAAGUGUACACAGUAGGGAUGGAGAAUGUAUAGUCUGCCCAGUUCGGCCCUCUAGUGACACAAUCUGGGGUGGCACCACAGCCACCAAUGAAUCUUUGCACUUGACAUGGGAGCCUGGCAUUAGCGACACUAAACACUGGGCACUGUGGAAAACACAACAUUGGUCCUGUCCUAGGGACAUUGGCAUCACCAGGCAAGCCCAUCUGGAAGGAGGGUCCGAAUCUUUCAUAGAUUUCCCACAAUAUUCAAUGUCCUGCAAAGCCAGGAGUUUCAAGUGGGAUUAGUGGCAGUGCCAGGGAGGUGAUGGUGGCGACCCAACCCAGACCUAGUCAGGGGACAGGCGGAACCAGUGGGGCUCUUUCCUAGCAGUAUGUUGAGCCUGCUCAAGCCUUUUGCUGGUCAUGGCAAUCUCAAAAGUCGCACAACUCUCCCCCCAACACACACACACACACACCAAAAUCUGGAAGUGGGAAGAUUUAAAUUUUUGUCUAUGGGAACAGAAUCACCUAGAGCUUGAGCCAACCCGUGUUGUUCUGGAGUUCUGCAACAUCUUUAAGAAAUGGAACUUGGUUCUGAGGGAAUGCAGUGCACCUGUCUCUGAGGAAGAAUAAUCCUUAAAUUGAGCUGGUUCAUAGAAUCAUAGAAUUUUAGAGUUGGGAGGGACCCAAGGAUCAUCUAGUCCAACCCCCUGCGAUGCAGGAAUUGAAGCUAAAGCAUCCAUGACAGAUGGUCACCCAUCCUCUGCUUACAAACCUCCAAGGAAGGAGAGUCCACCAUCUCUUGUGGGAGUCUCUUCCACUGUCAAACAGCUCUUACUGUCAGAAAGUUUUUCCAUAUGUUUAGUUGGAAUCUCCUUUCUUGUAACAUGAAGCCAUUGGUUCCAAUCCUACCCUCCCCAGGAGGAGAAAACAAGCAUGUUCCUUCUGAAAGAAAGAGGGGGGGGACUCACUUUGUACAAUUCACAAACAAAGAACAGAGCAAAGCUCUCAUUCACAAUGCAGUUAAACGAGGCUGUGGAAGCCUAGGUUAUUUCCUACAAUUUUUAAUGUGAAUAAGUUUCACUAUCAUUUUCUGUAAUGCAACAUCUUUUUCCCCUAUUACAUUUUUAUGUGACAUUUGUGGGAGCUACAUGGCUUAAUAAGAUAAAUGGCUUAUUUUCUAAGUGCUUGAACUCAAACAAGAGCACACUCAAAAAUAUCUCAAAGAAGAAAGCUCUCCAUUUCCCUGGAGAUUAUUAUUGUAUGAUUAUGGCAGAUACAUUCCAAUGAAUCUUACAAUUGAUGUUGAUCUUAUUGCAUGCUGGGUGUAAUCAAGAUAGCAAUUUCUGUCCUUGGCUUAGAGAGCUUUGGCCACAGAAACAGAAAUCAGGAAGUAGGUGACCACUUGUCUUGAAUGGUACAGGAAAAACAUUGUUAAAGCAGCAGAGUACCAUCCCAAGACAUUUUGGUGCUUGAGGCAGAACAGUAAAUGACUCCCCUUUCCAAUAUAAAGUGCAUAGGACCCAAGGCUUAGGGUUGCCAUAUUUCAAAAAGUAAAAACCAGGAAGAUGCCCAAAGCAUUGAGCUUUUUUUUUUUUUUAAGGAAACCACCAAAACCGGUCAAGUUAUUUUGACACAGAAAUUUCCACAAUUGCCUUUCUCUGGGAAUAAAUAGUCAAUAUUCCCCUUUCAUGAUGCCCCAAACCAGGGCUCUUUUUUCAGCCAGAACUUGCCAGAACUCAGUUCUAGCACCUAUAUUUUCUAUUUAUAGAAAAAUAAAAAGGUAAAAAAGGAAAAGGACCCCUGACAGUUAAGUCCAGUCACGAAUGACUCGGGGGUUGCGGUGCUCAUCUCGCUUUAUUGGCUGAGGAAGCCAGCGUACAGCUUCUGGGUCGUGUGGUCAGCAUGACUAAGCCGCUUCUGGCGAAACCAGAGCAGCAGACAGAAACGCCGUUUACCUUCCUGCCGGAGCGGUACCUAUUUAUCUACUUGCACUUUGAUGUGCUUUCGACCUGCUAGGUUGGCAGGAGCUGGGACCGAGCAAUGGGAGCUCACCCCGUCACGGGGAUUCGAACCGGCAACUUUCCGAUCAGCAAGCCCAAGGCUCAGUGGUUUACACCACAAUGCCACCCAUGUCCCAUUAUAGAAAAAUAGUCCUGCCCAAACCCAACAGCCUGAGGUGGCUGUCCACGCUGCCUCAUAUACAACUCACCUGUUGUAUCAGAGUCAGAUUAACCAGCUGGUAGGUUUCCAGAUGUUCCUUUUCUCCCCUUCAACUUUUCCCUUUUAUGAAAAUGGCCGUUCCCCAGCCCUGUUGAUGUGAUGUUGCAAAUGUGAUGGUGUCAUAAUGCCACACCGACAUCAGCAUGCAUGCAGAUCUGUCUGGUGCCCAAACACAAUUCAGAAGAAGGGCAACACUUCCUGGGAGAACACUCUUGAAAUAAUUAGUAAAUAAAUAACCAGCGAGCAUAGGGUGACCUCUUUGAAAGUCAAAAACGAGAACAUGAAACACAGCGAAUUGUUUCACAGUUGAAAUAGUGAUGUUUGGUGUUUUUUUAAUAGGUACUGUAUAUAUAAUGUGUAAAGGCAGGGUUUAAUUUUUUUUAUAAAAUGCAGAUGUGGGAAUCCACAUUCUUAGCUUGUUUUGGAGAUAUUAGCUCGUAUUAAUGUAUUAUACUUGAUAGUCCAUACACACCCACGGUCUCCCGUUUAUGAUGCAGUAAAAUUUUACAAACCUCUGUGACAGCAGCAUUUGGCACAGAUGAAUUUGACAAAGCGAUGAUGAGGUCAAUAAGAUGACAGAAUAGAGGAUACAUAAAGAUUCACUCUCCAGGUGGAUAAUUUCCUGGCAGCGCAUAUCUGGGGAGUAAGCAGGGACAUAUAACUUUACAAGUGGGCUUUGGACCUCAGGAAAUGCCUCUCUCAUUAUACAUUCCCCAUUUAUUACUGGGGGAAAAUCCUGUAGUAAUUUUGGAUGUCUUUUAUGUAUACACAGCCACUCUCUUUAAAACAUUGGCUUGAAUUUCAAAAAGAGAAACAGGUGACUGGAAUUUUAUGGUCAGCUAUUGGAGGCCAUUUGGUUUCACAUGACAAUUGUUUGACCUGGGGGGAACGCUCUUUGGGGUUUGUUUCACAAAAGAUAAAAUAGAGCUCCAGCCUAGUUAUGCUUCACUCUUUGUGAAUAACUUUAAAACACCUAUCCUCUGGUAUCCCUGGAAGAUGGCAUUACAUUAUCUUGUCGCAAUCCUUUUCAGGGUCCAUUAAUUUCCAGGUGCAAGCUGGAAUAAUGUAGAAUAAUAUCAUCAUUCCAUUCCAUUUAUACCAUACGUGGAAGAGCAAAGCUGAUGCACGUAGAAAUUUGUACCUGCCACUGACAGAAAUGAAGGCUGAGCCGACACCACAAACUCCCUCAGGCGCAGCAUUGCGGCUGUUAGCCAGCCUCCCCCCUCCCCAUUAUUUAGCAGCUAUCUCUUUGCAAUGUUGUUUGCAUGUUCCCUGUUGGGAAACAAUGAAGUCAGCCACCCACCGCAGCACAAAAAGAAUCCCUAGAUUAAGAUGGGCUAAUAAAACACUCUAAUUAGUGCCACAAUGUGAAUUAUGUCUUCGGGAAAAUGGAGGCUGACGUGGAUGGAAAAAUAAUUAAGGAAAACGGUGGAUACCCGCACCUACAAUUAUGAUAGAAGAGAAGGAAGACCUCAGCAAGAUCUCCGAGAAACAGAAUUAGGAAGCAACUGCUGCAGUGAAAAUAUGCAGGGGAGAAGAACGUGUGGUUCUAAGCUUGAUAUUUUUGCAGCACUUUAAACCCAUUGAUUAUAUUGAUACUCUGGGAUCUACGUUUAAUGGAAAGCUUGAUCUUAGGUUAACACUCUGGCUGGCAGUUGCAUACCACAUCACAAGGGUGUGAUGUUGUUUUGCUACCUCUUCUUUGAUCCUGGUAGAUUACAGAAGCAGAGAAACAUGGCUGAGCUAUUCCCACAGAGGGAGGGAGGGAACUGAAAAAAUACAGUGGCUCUUUGCAGAGCUUGUGUCUGAGGUACCAGCUUUUCAGAAGCUGCUGCAUUACCAGCCUUGUGUGGCAGCUCAUGAUGAAUAUGUGCAGCACAAUCCUAGGCAUGUUUAGCUUGGACAGGAGCCCCAUUGUGUUCAGCGGGGCUUAUUGCCUAGGAAGUGUGCGUAGGAUUACAACAUUGACUUGCAGGGUUUACGUGCUGCUUUUCAACUUGCAUUCCCAAAGCAGGGUGAACCAAUUUUGUGAACCCAUCGAAAAGCAAAAACUGAAGCAAGAGCACAGGAGCAGGGCUGUGCUGCUGUUCCUGACCCACAAUUGCAUGCCUCCCUCUCUACCUGGAGGUAUUAGUUUCAUGAGUUGUGGUUGUCUGCAGGGAGAAAGCCUCUGCGUGUAGAUAGCUGAGAGGUUAGGAAACCAUCCCUGCUGCCUUGAGCUUAUUGGGGGAAAAGCAGGAUAUAAAAGAAUAAAAGCAUGAAUAAAUAAACAACAUAGCUGCGCAGAAACCUUCCAAGUCAGAAUGAAUGCAAAUGGCAAGCUGAUACUUCUGGUCAUAUUUUCAGCCAAGAUUUGCUCAAGCCUUUUGAAACAAUUUAAAUCUAUUAUAAUACAAUAUAGGAAGUUAAGGGAUACAUGGGAGAUGAGUAGCUCAGUAUUUUCUUGGGAGGGGAAGAACUUUCUUAGACAUGGACCAUAAUAGCAGCUCACCAGUUCACCUUGGUAAAGGUAAAGGGACCCCUGACCAUUAGGUCCAGUCAUGGCCGACUCUGGGGUUGUGGCGCUCCUCUCACUUUAUUGGCUGACGGAGCCAGCGUACAGCUUCCAGGUCAUGUGGCCAGCAUGACUAAGCCGCUUCUGGCGAACCAAAGCAGUGCACGGAAAUGCCGUUUACCUUCCCGCCGGAGUGGUACCUAUUUAUCUACUUGCCCUUUGAUGUGCUUUUGAACUGCUAGGUUGGCAGGAGCAGGGACCGAGCAACGGGAGCUCACCCCAUUGUGGGGAUUCGAAUUGCCGACCUUCUGAUCUGCAAGUCCUAGGCUCUGUGGUUUAACCCACAGCGCCACCCGCGUCCCAGUUCACCUUGAGUCACUAGCAAUAAUUGUAUUGGGAACAAGUGCAUGUAUUUGCAAUGCUGGAUAUUCUCUCUGCAUCAGCCACUCAGUGCUAGCUAUCAUUAUGCUGUGAAUAUUCAUUGCAUCUGGAGUCAAUCUGGAUCUGCGGUUUGGAAGGUUCUUCUCUUUGGAAAUAAAACCAUGCAGUUCAGUUUGCCCAACAUUACGCAUUGAGUUAAAUGCGUCUGAUUUUCACAACUGUAGAAGUUUUACUUUGUCGCCACAGUGCUUUGGCAUUUCAGUAGUCUAGCAUGUGCUCCCGACUCCCAGUUGUUUAAGAGUAUUAGCCACAAAGUGACUUUUCAACUUAAAUUAGGCUGUUGAAACAUAGAAAGCUGACCAGGGAUGUGAAAGGAGUGGAAGCCUGACUACCCCUGUUGUGACUCUCUGAUUUUAAAUGUUUAUUGACCCUAACUAUCCCUUUCUGCAUGUAUGCAUCCCAAAAUGUAUAAAACUAACAUUCUUCAUUCUUCUUAAUUUGUGAUUUGGCUGGCUCUUGGAAAUCUUGUUUUAAUGAAGGGAAGGUCGUGCAUCUGAAGUGGUAAAUGCCCUAAUGUUAUAAACAAUGCAUCCUAAGCAAUGAAGGGGAAACUAGUGAUUUCCAGAACAAGAGAACUACCGGUAUCUUUGGGAAGCCAGCUCCACCUCAGCUGAGUUGCUCUGGAAAUAGGCCAGAGCAAACUGCUUUGCCUCCAUUUUGAGGGAAACCCCCCGAGGACUGUCCUAUAAUUAGCUCUGUACGUGGAAGGGGCAGCCGCAGCUCCUGCAAAGCCUGGCACUGAGCCUGAGGGGAUCAGUCAAAAAUGUUCAGUCAAAAGCAGUGCUUGGAUGAGAAUUUCAGAAAGCAGCAGAGCUCUUUCCUCCAGUGACCAGGCGUCACAGUGGUGGCCUGUUACCCAAACCAGAACAAGUUGCAGAGACGUUCAUAAGAUCAAGUGGGCUGUCGUAAGGAGGGGCGUGCGCAGGAGGAGAGAGUAUAGCCCCACUUUGGUCAUGAUAUGGAAUGCCUGUGGUAGGAUUGCCAGAUUGCAACAGGGGAACCUAUGUUUUAACUUUUGAUACUGAUAAUGUAGUGCAGUUCUCUUCCCACUAAGCUGCUCCUAUAAUAUUCUGUUCAGUCCAGUGUUUGCCUGUCUUUGCAUCCUCUAUGGCAGAGUCACUUCACAGAGAACAAGGUAAAGGUAAAAGCCCCCUGGACGGUUAAGUCCAGUCAAAGGCGACUAUGAGGUUGUGGUGCUUAUCUCGCUUUCAGGCUGAGGGAGCCACCGUUUGUCCACAGAUAGCUUUCCGGGUAAUGGCCAGCAUCAUUAAACCGCUUCUGGCGCAAUAGGACACCAUUAUGGAAACCAGAGCACAUGGAAACACCAUUUACCUUCCCGCCGCAGGGGUACCUAUUUAUCUUCUCGCACUGGCAUGCUUUUGAACUGCUAGGUUGGCAGAAGCUGGGACAGAGCUCACCCCUUCGUGGGGAUUCGAACCACUGACCUUCUGAUCGGCAAGCCCAAGAGGCUCAGUGGUUUAGACCACAGCGCCACCCGCGUCGCUACAGAGAACAACAUAUCACAGUAUACAGUGGUAUCUUGGUUCUUCAAACGCCUUGGUUCCCAAAUGCGAAAACCUGGAAGUGUUCUGGUUUUUGAAUGUUUUUUGGAAGCCAAACGUCCAUUGCGGCUGUCGGCUAUUGUUUCCGGGGUGCCUGCACCAAUCAGAAGCUGCACCUUGGUUUUCAAACAUUUCGAAAGUCAAACGGACUUCUGGAACGGAUUAGGUUUGGCGCUUUUGUUUUUGCUAUUUAUUUUGCAUUUUUGAGGCUUUUUUGGUUAAUUUGUUUUUGUGAUUGUGUGGAACCCAGUUCAGCUACUGAUUGAUUGUGUGACUGCGGAAAUGGAUAAAAGCCACCCAUCCAAACAAUGACUAUCAUCAGUGCUGGUAGGAAAGAAAAAUAAUUUUAAUAUCAUCUGUAGUACUGUCUUAUUUAUUUUAUAGUACAGUACAUUGAUUAUUUCUUUCAUUUUAUGGGUCAAUGGUCUUGUUAGAUAGUAAAUUUCAUGUUAAAUUUCUGUUUUAGGGGUUGUUUGUAAAAGUCUGGAAUGGAUUAAUCCGUUUUGCAUUACUUUCUAUGGGAAAGCGCACCUUAGUUUUGGAACGGACUUCCGGAAUGGAUUAAGUUUGAGAACCAAGGUACUACUGUAUUAUAAUUAUAGUUAUAAUUAUUUUUAUUUUUAUACUGCCCUUCAUCUGAGGCUCAUAGGGUGCUUUGCAGUGUAAAACACAAAAAUACAUAACCUAAUAACAAACAAAACAGUACCCCAACACACACACAAUUUAAAAAGCCAUAGAUUGUUUAAUUAGCCGAAGACCUUGAUGAAUAGGGACGUUUUUACCUGGUGUUUAAAGACAUGUAACGAAAUCGCCAGGAAGCCUCCCUGGGGAGAGCAUUCCACAAGUGGGGAGCCACCACAGAGAAGGCCCAUUUUCAUGUUGUCGCCAUAUGGACCUCUCAUGAGGGGGGCACAUGAAGAAGGGCCUCAAACGCAGAGAUGGCUAGAUGGACUGGGAAAAUCAGAAAUCGGGAGGAUCAAAACUUCAAUAGAGAAUGGGACAAAUGUAGAUUGUAUUUGCGUGACCAGGCGGCGACAGCCCCAGCCCCCAAGGAUCAUAAGGAAGCAAUAAAGACUCUGACGUUAUAUGGAAUUAAAAUUAGGCCACAACUUUAUUAAACUUCCGAAUGUAGGAAGACCUUGGCUUAGGCCUUGGGUUUGUAUCACUCCCACCCCCCCAGCCAGGGGGAACUGGGGCUCAUCAGGAUAAAUGGGAUAUGGGGGUGCUCUGCGAGACUUAAGUGUAGCAGGCAGCCAAGCCCAUAUCCCCGCACGCAGGGUAGUUCGCUGAUGACCUUUCAGUGUAUGGCCAGUGACACCCAUAUAUAUAACGCCUUUAAGAGGGGGACCCUGGAAUCGCCACCACAGGGGGGUGAGUCACCACCCCCACCCCCAAUAUAGGGAAGAAAAGACUAAAGGAUUCCACCCAAGGCCAUAACCGCCAAAGUUGUGACGAAUUGCUGUAGGGAAGACAAAACCUGCCAGUGCAGGAAAAUUUCUUCCCCGGUCCUUCAACAGCAACCAGUCAAAGACCGAUGCAGUGCCUGCUAAACAGGAAUAAAAAGUUAACCUGCAAACAAGAAACAUUAAACUAAGGGAGGGUAGGGAGGGUGAAUCUCCAGAGCAGACUGCCUGGCUAUUGUCGGCUCCACCCCACAUUUAAAAAUGGGGCUGGCCCCACCUCCCAGCAAGAAAAUUGAUUACUGAGGCUGGGCAUGAUCCUCCAAAAAUUAACACUGAGAGGCAAGCCAGCCCCUGUUUGCCAGUAAGCUCCCUGGGAACUGUAGCACCACACGCGAUCCCGCAAAGGGCACCCACAAUGUAAAGUGGGAGUGCUCAUUAAAAGCACACUGUAAACACUUGAACUCUUUGGCAGGCUUCGAAUAACUCUUGCAAUAUUAUAAAGACUUUGGAUAUUUUGGAGGACUAUAAUUCAGAUGAACUAUAAUAUGCAGAUGAUUAAGAUAUUUAAAGGACCCACAAAGUGGUGGAGGGAAGUCCUAAGAUUCAGAAAAAUCUUGUUUUAUUUCAAAAUUUAAUUGUGUGAUUUAUUUUGUAAAACCAAUAUAAAUAUUUCCAAAAAAAAGAAGAAAAAAAAUCUCACCAAAGAUCACCCUCACCAUGAAUUUACAGAGUGGUCUUAACCUAAGCUAGAAAUUAUUUCAGUAUCAGACGUCUCCAAACCUCUGCCAGACUGUAAAAUGAAGAUAACCAGUCCUUUUUUUCUGGGGGGAUGCAGGCGCAGGGGUACACGUACCCCUCAACAUUUUGUGAAUCUUUGUACUUUUGUCCAUUUACUGUAUUUAUUUUCCCCCAAUUUGAACUAUAAAAUGGUGAUUUUCUUGAGUCAAAAUGAGAGUACCCCUAAACAUUUUUAUUUUUUUUUUUAGAAAAGCAUUGGAGAUAAUACUUGUCUGUUCCCACAGAGUUCUUAUAAAGCUUUUCAUUUUUAGAAAAGGGAUGCUGGACUAGAUGGAUCCUUAGUCUGAUCCACCAGCGCUACUGUAAUUCAAAGCGGUGUUCAAACCCAAUGGAAACAACUAAAUAUUUGUGUUGUUGUUUUUUCUGUCUAUUUAUCUUGCUCGCUCAUUCCUUCGGAAAGGGCAGCUUGGAGUGUUUAUUUCCACAUUUUGUUCCCAAUCUUUGCAUAAGCUUACAUCUAACAAAAAAGUGUCCUUUAAAAGUGCCAGAACCAUACUGGUCUUCGAAAGCAUACUGUCUCCAAGCAGUUGCUAUGAAAUAGUGGGUGGACAUAGCAGACGACACAGAGAUUUCUCUAAGUAG